CCCGCGGUUUAUUAUUCUAUGUUUGAUAAUGAUCAAAAAAUAUUAAACAAAAGUGAAUACAUUUAUGAAAAUAAUACCUUAACAGAUAAUUUAGAAGUUUUAUCCUCGCGCUUAUUAUUAACUCAAAUUUUGAUUGGGAUUAGUAGUUUAGGUGUACUUUGGAUAUUGUCAGUAAUCAUUUAUCUAUUUUUCAAACUCAAACUGUAUCAAUAUAAUCAAAACAACUAUAAAAUUUGUAAAAAUUCUUUAAGAAUCUCAUUGGAGCCCUUACAGAAAAAAACAAACAAUGGCAAUAAAAAAUCUUUGCUGCCCUUAAAUUAUGAAAGAGGGCCACAAUCAAAAAAGAAAAAUUCCUUAGUUACUUUAUCAACAAAUUCUAAACAACAAUUAUACAAUAAUGGGAAAUUUAAAACUAUAGACUCCACUUCUGCCACCGCAACUUUCGCUUACAGUCCCGAAUCCCCUCUCUCCCAUUCAGCCUCAGUCAACUCCAAUAAUUCCUCCUCCGCCCAAUUCGCAGAUUCAUAUAAGCGUUACAAGAGGCAACAACGGAAUCGCAUGCGUCGAGACUUGGCGACUGUUAUAGCCACUACAUUGCACCGAAAAUCCGUUGCGGACUUUCUCCGUGAUACACUAAUACCAACCGAAUCGUUAACACAACCCCCUUUACCAGCUAUGGCGGCGAAUAAAUUGUCACCCAUAAUCGAUGAUUACACAAUUAUAGCAAAUCAAUUGACAUCCACUUUUACCGACCAUGCUGCUAUCGCAGCUGAUCAACUCCAACAUGCCCUUAUCGGGGAUACCUUUAAAACAACUAGUAAAACCACGACCAAGACAGGCUAUAGCUCGAUCGAUUUCCCAAUGUUACUGCCUGUGGGAGUCGUCGUGUUUGAGAAAAGAACCGCUCUUUAGACACAACGGCCUUAAUCAUUUUUUUGGUCAUUAAAAAAAUAUUCCAGAAUUUAAAUGAAAAAUUUUUGAAAGUACCCCUAUAAUAAAAACCUAUCAUUAAUGGAAUCAUGGUAAAUUAUUUAAAUGAAUUUUUUGAUGCCUAGAUAUUUAACCUCUUAGCCCCCCCCCCAAUAUAUCCAUUAUAUUACAAUAUUGCAAAUUAUUAACAAUAAUAAUAAUUUUAACAAUGAAAGGGUAUUUAAACUUUAACCCAACAUUGCAAUUUAAUAUUUAUAAGCAAAAAAUUUUACUUAUGUAAAUUUAUAGCACUUCUUUUUUUUAAACGAUAUAAUAAUUCUGUAAAUCUCUUAUUCUAAAGAGUUUAUUUUUUAUUACUAUUUGUCAAUAAAUUCAUUAUGUCAACGGAAUUCACUAGCGGAAAUCUCGUUGAGGACGGUUGAUUUUUGUAAAUGAGAUUUUUUUGUGGGGGAGGUCUGAGGCGAAUGGAAUUCAAUUGCAACCCUUUGAAAAUGUUUAGGAGAAACAAAAUAUCAAUUUCGAUUGCAAUUUAAAUGGAAGGAAUGAAUAAAAAAGGUUUCUUGGUAAAUGACGAAGAUACUCUUAACUGAUAAAUUAUGCCCAAAAAAAUCGAAUUCUAGACAAAAUGUCAGAUAUUAGGGGUUGCAAACGAUAAUAAGAUUGAUUUGCUUUUAUUAUAUUCAAUCUACAUUUAGAUGAUUAAAAAAAUAACCUUUUAUCUUACUUAGUUUCAUUUAAAUUAUAUAAAAAAAAUAAUAUUUGUUCCUGACAUAAAUAUAUUUGAAAAAAUUAUUAUUUAUUAUCAAUUACAUAUAAUUACCACCUAGACUAUCGAUUAAAUCAUUUGAAAUGUGUUUCAAUGCAAAUCAGACGGUGAAGCAAUUUUGGUUUCUCUUAUGUUUUAAAAUUUAUGAAAAUUUUAAAAAAAAUUUAAUAUGAAAAUCCUAAAUGACGUAACAGCUGAUUUGUAUUCAACGACAUUUCAAAAAGCAUUUUGAUAGACUCUAAGUCAGGUUAUAUGUAUUAUUCGUGUAUUUUUUUUUGUUUAUUUUCGUUUUUUUAAUAUUUGAUAAAUAUUUUUUCCCUUUGUAAAUUAUUGUUAUAAAAAAAGAUGUUUUAUUUGUUAUUAUUGAUGGCUCAAAAUAAAAGGGUAUGUUUAUUUGUAA
Molecule: messenger RNA, 2096 nt
Organism: Gordionus sp. m RMFG-2023
Lineage: Eukaryota; Metazoa; Nematomorpha; Gordioida; Chordodea; Parachordodidae
Exons: 7
Coding region: 19-912 (297 amino acids)
Source: RefSeq, a predicted model, not a curated record